Wasmannia auropunctata (little fire ant) is the source of this 1109-nucleotide messenger RNA. It is a transcript of the gene Uch-L5, whose product is annotated as ubiquitin carboxyl-terminal hydrolase isozyme L5. The coding region runs from base 45 to 980 and encodes 311 amino acids. Gene Ontology annotation, biological process: ubiquitin-dependent protein catabolic process; protein deubiquitination. Gene Ontology annotation, molecular function: cysteine-type deubiquitinase activity. The transcript is spliced from 6 exons. Gene Ontology annotation, cellular component: cytoplasm. The record is from RefSeq and is a predicted model, not a curated record. Lineage: Eukaryota; Metazoa; Arthropoda; Insecta; Hymenoptera; Formicidae.
CUAUUUAUCUUCUGUACAACACGGCUUGCGAUAGUGUAUAAAAUAUGGCGGAUUCAGCAGGAAAUUGGUGUCUCAUUGAGAGUGAUCCUGGCGUUUUUACGGAAUUGAUUAAAGAAUUCGGUGUCAAAGGUGCACAAGUGGAAGAGCUAUGGAGUUUGGAUGAUGAACAAUUUAAUGAGUUAAAGCCUAUUCACGGUUUAAUAUUUUUAUUCAAAUGGGUACAAGAUGACGAAUUGUCAGGGAAUAUUGUGCAAGACAGUAGACUGGAUAAAAUAUUCUUUGCAAAACAGGUAAUAAACAACGCCUGCGCGACACAAGCGAUACUGAGCGUUUUGUUGAAUUGUAAGCACGGAGACAUAUCUCUAGGGCCAAAUUUAGAAGAAUUUAAAAAUUUCUGCCAAAGCUUCGAUGCAAACAUGCGUGGACUUGCACUCAGUAAUUCCGACGUUAUAAGGGAGGUGCAUAAUUCCUUCUCCAGGCAAACUUUAUUUGAAUACGACUCGAAGCAGGCAUCUAAAGAUGACGAUGUGUUUCACUUUGUGAGUUACGUUCCAAUCGACGGUCGUCUGUACGAGCUAGACGGUUUGAAGGAUGGGCCAAUUGAUUUGGGCCCGUGUCCGGUAGGAGAGCAAUGGGUACAAGCUGCGAAACCUAUAAUUCAAAAGCGGAUAAAUAAGUAUAACGAAGGCGAGAUUCAUUUCAAUCUAAUGGCCAUAGUGACGGACAGAAAAACUUUGUAUGAAAGGCAGAAGGCCAAUGUUUGUGAUCCCGAAGAAUUAGAACGUUUGCAAGCGCUAAUCGAGGAAGAGAUCAGGAAGUCGAAGAGAUAUCAGAUAGAGAACAUCAGAAGAAAGCAUAAUUAUUUACCGCUUAUCAUGGAACUUUUGAAAAUUCUUGCAAAAGAAGGCAAGCUUGUGCCUUUGUAUCAAAAAGCAAAAGAGAAAACACUUGAGAAGGAGUCGAAGAAAAAUAAAGUUUAAACCGUAAACGAAAUCGGGAGAAAGAUUAAAAAUUUUAAUAAUUGGUUGUACAUUAUGUAACGGAGAGACAAAAACGGAGAAUUCAUUGUAUUAAUCUUUUUUUUUUAAAUAAAAAGCUAUUAAUAAUUA